UCACUUCAGAGUCCACUUCUACUUUGAGUUAUGCAGAUCUUGGGCUUUACUUCUGCUGACUUUCAGUUUCGUUGCUUCAUUCUCGGGAUUGCCAUUGUAUCGUGCUUUACCCAAGUCUCAUCGGCAGCAAAUGAAACCGACAAAUCGGCAUUGCUUGCAUUCAAGGCUGGGAUAACUGAGGACCCCCUCGGGGUGCUCAGCUCCUGGAAUAAUACGAUCGAUCUCUGCCAAUGGUACGGAGUUACAUGCAGCCGUCGGCACCGCAAUAGAGUCACUGCAUUGAAUCUGUACUCCCUGAAACUCUCGGGGCCUAUCUCCCCUCACAUCGGGAACCUCAGCUUCUUGAGGGAAUUAAGGCUCUAUAACAACAGCUUUGGCCAUGAAAUCCCUCCCCAAAUCGGUCAGUUGCGACGGUUACGCAUCUUGAUUCUGGGCAAUAAUUCUCUCACGGGUGAAAUCCCCAGGAACACAUCGCGCUGCCUUAACCUGCAUCACCUUGUAUUGGCUGGUAAUCAACUGGGUGGAGAAGUUCCUCCAGAGAUAGGUUCAUUGGUGAAGCUUCGGUAUCUUCAUUUAAGAAGAAACAAUCUAACGGGAGGUGUCCCUUCUUCCAUCGGCAACUUGUCAUCGUUGGAGCAGCUUUAUCUUAGCAACAAUAACUUAGGCGGGAGUCUUCCUUGGGUUCUAGGCCGACUGACCAACCUUACAUCACUUGCUUUCGGAGAGAACACGUUGUCCGCUAGAUGGAUCAAUCCCUACGUGGAUUCCUAAUAAUGCCACAAAUCUACAGAUUCUUCAACUUGGAGGCAACAGACUCUCAGGGAGCGUACCUUCUUUUGAAAAUUUGUGUAACCUUCGGCGGUUAAGCAUUUACACUAACCAUCUUGGAAGUGGGGGAUCUGGUGACUUGAGCUUUAUUUGCUCAUUAACCAAUAUGACCAGCUUAUUCCUCUUGAGUAUGAAUACUAAUAGACUCGGUGGGCCGGUGCCGGAAUGCAUUGGUAAUUUGUCCCUUGCCAUCACGACAUUGGCCCUGGGCCUAAAUCCUAUUACUGGUGAGAUUCCUAGAGCAAUGGGCAAUCUCGUGAACUUGGAAAUCUUGCAU
Molecule: messenger RNA, 1105 nt
Organism: Rhodamnia argentea
Lineage: Eukaryota; Viridiplantae; Streptophyta; Magnoliopsida; Myrtales; Myrtaceae
Product: probable LRR receptor-like serine/threonine-protein kinase At3g47570
Exons: 2
Coding region: 31-771 (246 amino acids)
Molecular function (GO): protein binding
Source: RefSeq, a predicted model, not a curated record